Bipolaris sorokiniana ND90Pr is the source of this 945-nucleotide messenger RNA. RefSeq lists its product as uncharacterized. The record is from RefSeq and is a predicted model, not a curated record. Gene Ontology annotation, biological process: 'de novo' IMP biosynthetic process. Gene Ontology annotation, cellular component: cytoplasm. The coding region runs from base 73 to 723 and encodes 216 amino acids. The transcript is spliced from 2 exons. Gene Ontology annotation, molecular function: phosphoribosylglycinamide formyltransferase activity. NCBI's taxonomy places the organism in Eukaryota, Fungi, Ascomycota, Dothideomycetes, Pleosporales, Pleosporaceae.
CGACCAGCAUCACGACUUAGAAGAUAUACGAAUAACACCACUACUUAGAGGUCACAUAAACCCACCUCCACAAUGCCAGACCGACAAUACAACCUCACCGUCCUCAUCUCAGGCAAUGGCUCCAACCUGCAAGCCCUCAUCGACGCAUGCGCAUCUGGAGCGCUACCAAACACUCGCAUAACACAUGUCAUAUCAAACCGCAAAGCAGCAUACGGCCUCGAACGCGCUGCCAAAGCCUCAAUACCAACAACAUACCACAACCUCGUUCCAUACAAGAAGAAGCAUCCAGACGCCAUUGACACAGCCCGCGAACAAUACGACGCCGACCUCGCGAAGAUCAUUCUCGACUCGAAGCCACGCCCCGACCUCAUCGUAUGCGCCGGCUGGAUGCACAUUGUCACACCAUCUUUCCUUACUCCCAUCGCCGCCGCUAGCAUCAAAAUCAUAAACCUGCACCCCGCACUUCCUGGCGAAUUCGCCGGAGCAGGGGCGAUCGAGCGGGCGUGGAAAGCUGGAAAAGAGGAGGGACUGAAGAGAACGGGUGUUAUGAUUCACGAGGUGAUUGCCGAGGUGGACGCUGGUGAGCCGAUAUUAACAAAGGAAGUGGAGCUGAGGGAAGGAGAGAGCCUGGAGGCGCUGGAAGAGAGGAUUCAUGCUGUGGAGCAUGGGGCUAUUGUAGAGGGGACAAGGAAGACACUGGAGAAGAUUGGGCGGGGAGAGUGAAGGGGAGAUUAUGGGAUGGAUGUAUGAUACCCAAGAUGUGAAAUGUUAGAAUGAAAAUAUGGCAUGGCAAUUUAGUGACGAAACUCAAUUCCUUUUCGACAUUCUGAGAUUCGCAGUAAAGGAGUUUUUGAGAUUAAGUGCCAAAGAAGCUUCCCGUAUCUGGCAAAAUUCAGCUCGCCUCCUCCAUAGCAAGACUCGUGGUUCGACACUCUGUACAUCUAA